UAACUCUGCUGUGAUUGGUUGUUGAAUCAGUCUUGCUCAUAUUUUCUCACGGCCUGCUCUCACCACACUUAUAAUAUGAAGCGCCUACAUUGGUUACUUUAAUAAUUCCUUUAUUUUGUUGUAAAUUCAUUGCAAUGCUCCGAGUUUUGAUAACUGUUCUCUGGAAUUGAAUAUCUUAUUCCGUAAUGGAAACUCCAGUCAGGUCUUUCAAGCUAGCUCAUCUCCGUUGUCUUCAUUUCGUCAAGCGACUUAGUUUUCUGCUUAGUAUAUUGCAUUGAAUAUUUGCAAAGAUCCAAAUAAGCAACACAGAUGAGUCUUGCUAAGAGGAAAAAUGCUAUUCCGAAUGUAACGGGAAACCACCAGAUGAGGAGUUGGAGGGAACUGGCUGAAGCUGAUGAUCUCGCUUCUGCCCUCACUGUUGAUCCUUAUCUUGGCUUUACUACCCAUAAAAUGACAGAUAUGAGGUUAAAAAUUCCAGAAAGAAUCAAAAGGAAGUUUUGUGAUAUCAUAUCUGCCUUUCGGAAAAAUAAGUGUUACGAUACAGCUUUCAACCAGCUGACUGCCGAUCCAAACAUAGUGAAACGGUCUUGGAGUAUUGACCCUCGUUUCAAGGAACAUAUCAAUCGAUACUUGUUAUUAUUUGAUGAUCGUUCUGGCAUUGAAAUUCGACCUUGUUGGCGCUACGCAUCAGAAAAUCAUAUGGGAGCCGCAAUAUAUGCCACAAAAGAUUGGGCGAAAGGGUCUCGUAUUAGUACUUUGGUGGGAUGCAUCGCUAAACUCAAGCAUCAUGAAGAGGCUACAUUCCUUAAGCAACACAAAAAUGACUUUUCAGUCAUGUAUUCUUCUAGAAAAAACUGUUCCCAAUUAUGGUUAGGUCCUGCAGCUUAUGUUAAUCAUGACUGUCGACCUAACUGUGAGUUCACAACUAACUGUGAUGCUGACGCUCGUAUGAGCUUAAAGGCUAUAACCGAUAUCAAGUCGGGUGAUGAGAUUUUCAUCUACUAUGGGACAAACUUUUUCGACACAAAUAAUGCAGCUUGCGAGUGUUUUACAUGUGAAUUAUUAGGUCGUGGAUAUUUCAGCAAAUUUAACCAAAGUGUGGAUAUGACAAAUCCUACUAAUGAAUUAUCAUCUCCAAAUACUAUCUCUGACCAGAGGACUCAUCCAAAAAAUAUUGUACCAGCAUUUCAUAAUACUCUUAACAUUUCUACUGAUCAUAAUCAAAUUCUGCGUGAUAGAAUAAAUUCAGUACCAAAUAAUUCUCACUUUGUCAAGUGGGUUGGUUCUCAAGUCACUAAGUCUUUAUCAUUGGAUUUCUUCCUGAAGAAGGGAUCUUCAACUGGUUUGGCUUGUAAAGCAUUGCCUAAUGCAUAUUCCUUACGGCAUACCAGCUAUCGUUUAAAUCGUGUUAAAGCUCGACUUAUUGCUGCAACCAUAGCUUCUGUAAACAAAUCACCUUAUUCGAUUAGUCAUGAGAACAGGACUCCGAGGAUUAUUUCCCCUUAUAAAAAGUGCAUGUUAAGAAAAACUAUUAAGAAAAGCGUUUCAUCUUGCCUACAAAAUGAAUCAAAUUUGCAUUCAUGUGACAGUGAGCGAAGAAAGCUAAGCAAUGCAUUAUCAUCUGUCGUAAAAAGACGAAGACAAUUAUUACGGAAUAGUCAUAUAUCUGAACAACGAAGUUUUACUCCCAAGAGUACUGUUAAAGUCCCUGUUUCCAAUGACACAGCAGUUUGUGACAGAAUAGCAUGGCAAGAAUCAGAUGGAACUAGCAGUGGAUUAGGAUACAGUGUUCAUAACGAUUGCAGUAGUGCUUCAAAUAGCCCAUUACCACCUUUAUUGGAUCGUAUGCCAUCAACUUCACCAAAUAAUUCCUUCAGUGAUUCAACUGUUACACCUGCUCUUGGAUCACCCUAUUAUUGUGAUUCAGUAACACAAAUGUUCUCUAAUGAUAAUGAUAGCAAUAUUGGCAAUGACAACAGUAAGAAAACUGUUACAUCAGAUCAUGGAUCUCCGGGUUUUACUUCUCCGUUAACUGAAAUGUACAGUAAUAAUAAUAGCAACAAUAAUGUUAAUGAGCAUAAUAAGAAAACUGUUACGCCUGAUCUUGGAUCGUCCGAUUGUAUUCAUCUGUUAACCCAAAUGUGCAGUAUUGAUAUUAAUGACGUUAAUGAUGCCAAUAUUGACAAUAACAGCAAUAGGAACUCCCAUCCAAAUUUGACCAUCAGAUCCACACCUAAUUCGUUUCUUCUCAAUCAGAUUGCACUUGAAGUCCUGUCUAGCCGGUGA
Molecule: messenger RNA, 2286 nt
Organism: Trichobilharzia regenti
Lineage: Eukaryota; Metazoa; Platyhelminthes; Trematoda; Strigeidida; Schistosomatidae
Source: the annotation of a GenBank genome assembly